This is a messenger RNA of Cucurbita maxima (winter squash), 987 nucleotides long. RefSeq names its product putative axial regulator YABBY 2. Gene Ontology annotation, biological process: multicellular organism development; cell fate commitment. The transcript is spliced from 6 exons. The record is from RefSeq and is a predicted model, not a curated record. Gene Ontology annotation, cellular component: nucleus. Lineage: Eukaryota; Viridiplantae; Streptophyta; Magnoliopsida; Cucurbitales; Cucurbitaceae. Bases 271 to 810 code for a protein of 179 amino acids.
CUCUCUCUCUCUCUCGACCAGACUAGUCCCAUCCUCAUCUCAACUUUCAGAUUUUUGUACACAUUCCAAAAAAAAAAAAAAAGAAUAAAAAAACAUCUCCCUCUCUUCCCUCUCUCUCUCUCCCUUGUUCUUAGUUCUUUUGAUCAUUUAGAGCUGACAUAGAGAAAGAAAAAAAAAAAAAAAAAAAAAACAAGAAUUUUAUUAAAAGAGCUGUUUUUUUUUUAACAUAUUGUGUCGUGGAAGAGAAGGAUUAAGCAAUCUGAGAAGGAAAUGUCACUGGACAUGAUGGCAUCAGAACGUGUUUGUUAUGUUCACUGCAACUUCUGCAACACCAUUUUAGCGGUAAGUGUUCCAUGCAACAACAUGUUCACACUCGUGACUGUGAGAUGUGGCCAUUGCACCAAUCUGCUGUCCGUAAACAUGGGAGCUUCCCUUCAGGUUCUUCCUCCACAAGAGGUCAUUCCUCGUCAAAUCAAAAUAUCAGAGGGUCAUAAGCAGCCGCAACUAGCGAGCCCCGAGGAUUCAAGCAAGGACAGAGGCUCAUCUUCUUCAAAAUGCAGCAAAAUUGGGUCACUUGAAUCUGCUGAACGUGACCAACAUAGAAUCCCUCCAAUUCGCCCACCGGAGAAAAGACAGCGGAUUCCUUCUGCAUAUAACAGGUUCAUCAAAGCGGAAAUCCAAAGGAUUAAGGCUAACAACCCUGACAUAAGCCACAGAGAAGCCUUUAGCACAGCAGCUAAAAAUUGGGCACAUUUACCUCACAUCCACUUAGGGCAGAAGCUGGAUGGAAAUAAUAAGCAAAGUAAUUAAGUCCAUUUAAAUAUCCAAUGGGAUUCUGCCACCUGUUAAUUCUAGAGAUUAUGGUGUAUUAAUUGAUAAAAUUACUAAAUAAAAACACCCUUUUAAUUAGGCUUUUAAAUUUAUGUGUGUAUUUCAUUCCCAUCUCUUCUUGUUCCUUGAACACGUGGGAUUAACGGUAUUAUUAUA